AUGAAUUUUCACCCAAUCUUGAGUUUUUCAGAAGAAGACAAGAUCAGAACCACCCAGCCCCAUGAUAAUGCGCUGUUGAUCACUCUCAGAAUCAGGGACUACGAUGUGAAAAGAGUCAUGGUGGAUGGUGCCAGUGGGGCCGAGGUUAUGUACCCCGACCUCUGCAAGGGGUUGAGGUUAAAACCGGAAGAUUUGAUGCCCUAUAACUCUCCUUUGAUGAGCUUCGACGGGAAGCUUGUCAUUCCAAAAGGCAUGAUUAGGCUACCUAUCCAGACUUGCCCAGAGAUAGUGGAGGUGAACUUUAUCGUGGUGGACACCUACUCUCCCUAUACAGCCAUCGUCGGUAGACCCUGGCUCCAUACCUUAGGGGCUGUUGCUUCCUCAUUGCAUCAGAAGGUGAAAUUCCCGUCAAGGGACCAGGUUCUCGAAAUCUGUGGUUGCCAAUCCACGGCAAGGCAGUGUGUGGUGGCUGCCAUCUCACAUCGACUCGAUGCGGAGUCCUCGACCUCUGCUGAAAAGAAUUUAUAG
Quercus robur (English oak) is the source of this 528-nucleotide messenger RNA. RefSeq lists its product as uncharacterized. Bases 1 to 528 code for a protein of 175 amino acids. The record is from RefSeq and is a predicted model, not a curated record. Lineage: Eukaryota; Viridiplantae; Streptophyta; Magnoliopsida; Fagales; Fagaceae. The transcript has a single exon.